This is a messenger RNA of Westerdykella ornata, 1046 nucleotides long. RefSeq lists its product as uncharacterized. Bases 302 to 850 code for a protein of 182 amino acids. The transcript has a single exon. NCBI's taxonomy places the organism in Eukaryota, Fungi, Ascomycota, Dothideomycetes, Pleosporales, Sporormiaceae. The record is from RefSeq and is a predicted model, not a curated record.
AGAGAGUGACCUGUGGUCUGUACAAUUCCUUCUUGCCGCUCCCGCAGUCCCGAACGGGCAUCGGCGCAAUUCGCAAUACACGGACCCAGGCACUUAUGCGUUGGCAAGAGACUACAUCACCAUAGUAGUAUUAAUUCGAUGAUUCAAAAAAACUUCCAGUCUUGGGAUACAUGUCAAUGCAGCUCUGGUCAUUCAACUUGUUAGAAAUGGACAAUGUGAGUUUACUGGGGAGAAGGAUGGCGGUGACACCGAGCAAACCGACACAAACUACGCACGAUCAGAUCGUUCCCGGAACAAUACAAUGGUCAUACCAUGUGUCACACGACUCGCGUUCCAACGGUCGGAUUCCAGGGUUUUUCGUCAAGGAGCUUUUGAUGCGGUUCCAUGCUUGAAUAGUGUUCUCCACCAAGGGCUAUUGACGCAUGUACAAGUCCCGUUGCUGAAAUCCGUGUGCCAUCACUCCCGUAAUCCUGGCGUCAAGGGGUAUACUUCGAUCUUGUCCUUCCAAUGUUCCUGGUGUUUCCCGAUCCUCAGACAUUCGCUUCAAUGCUUCCAGCCCACGGUUGCAGCUGUGCAAGGAUCUCACCCGAUCUUCGGGUUGCCGUCCGGCCAAUCGAGCUUUCAAGAUAUCCUCCAUUUUAGAGUAGGUCCUCCAUUUCAGAGUAGGUUCUCCACGCUGUCAUAUAGCACCCUUUGGAGCCCAUGUAUGAUGGGGCAGUCUUCAGACUCCGCAGGCACGAGAAAAGGUGUUUAUAUCUUCCUCCAGCCCCUCGUCCAGCUGCAAUGGAGCGUUGGUUGUAAAGGUGGCGCAACACCCAGAUAUCGCGUGGAUUACUCUCACGCCUUUUAAGGCGUUCCAGUCUCGGUCGAGGUUGUAGAAAUGAUGUUGUACGGCGGGGAAAGCAGCCGCAGACGGCGGCCGGAACGGUUUAUGGGGAAUUUCGGUCGCGAGGAGUUUUGGAUAUAGGACCGAUAUGUAGUUCAGGUUUGCAUCUUCGUGAUAUCGUAGCGCUCAUACGGAGGUAUUUCUGUUCGGUAUCCCAAGG